This is a messenger RNA of Cydia splendana, 7123 nucleotides long. RefSeq names its product fatty acid synthase-like. The transcript is spliced from 22 exons. The record is from RefSeq and is a predicted model, not a curated record. Gene Ontology annotation, molecular function: 3-oxoacyl-[acyl-carrier-protein] synthase activity; fatty acid synthase activity; oxidoreductase activity. Lineage: Eukaryota; Metazoa; Arthropoda; Insecta; Lepidoptera; Tortricidae. The coding region runs from base 1 to 7119 and encodes 2372 amino acids. Gene Ontology annotation, biological process: fatty acid biosynthetic process.
AUGCAAGAAACGGCGAGCGCGGCGAUUCCCGGACACGGCGAGGCGUCGGACGUGGUGAUGUCAGGCCUGUCGGGCCGCCUGCCCGAGUCCGACAACAUCGAGGAGUUUGCGCAGCAGCUGUUCGCCGGCGUGGACAUGGUCACCGAUGACGGCCGCCGCUGGACGCCGGGCAGGUCCGGGAUGCCUGAACGGAGCGGCAAGCUGAAGAGCCUGGCGCACUUCGACGCGGCCUUCUUCGGCGUGCACGCCAAGCAAGCGCACCUCAUGGACCCGCAGCUGCGGCUGCUGCUGGAGGUGACGCACGAGGCGCUCGUGGACGCCGGCCUCUGCCCCGCCGAGCUGCGCGGCUCCCGCACCGGCGUCUACGUGGGCACGGCGUCUUCCGAGUCCGAGUAUCACUGGAACGCGGACGCGGACAAUAUCACCGGCUACACGGCAACCGGUUGUACCCGCAGUAUGUUUGCUAACCGGGUAUCCUACACGUUUGACUUCAAGGGGCCAUCGUUCAGCCUUGACACCGCCUGUGCCAGUUCCAUGUUCGCGCUGGUGCAGGCCGUUGAUGCCAUCCGAUACGGACACUGCGAUGCCGCCGUGGUCGCCGGUACACACGUCUGCCUCGACCCGCACACAGCCUUAAACUUUCAUCGGCUGAAGAUGUUGUCACCGGAGGGACGCUGCGCCGCUUUUGACGCUAGCGGUCGGGGCUAUGUCCGCGCUGAAGCUGUGGUGGCCGUGUUGCUGCAGCGCCGACGGGACGCGCGCCGCGUAUACUGCGCGGUGCGCGGCGCGAGCACAAACAACGACGGCUACAAGACGAGGGGAAUCACACACCCCGCUGGAGCGAUGCAACGCCGACUCGCCAAUGAGACUUUCGAGAAAGCGAACCUGCAACCGCAGGAUGUCGUGUACGUGGAAGCGCAUGGCACCGGCACAAAGGCGGGUGAUCCGGAGGAGCUAAAUGCAGUCGCGGAGCUGUACUGCAAGGGGCGGCAGUCGCCGCUGCUGGUGGGGUCGGUCAAGUCCAACAUGGGGCACGCGGAGCCCGCCUCGGGGCUCUGCGCCGUCGCCAAGGUGCUGCUGGCGAUGGAGCGCGGCCUCAUCCCCCCCAACCUGCAUUACGAGACUCCCAAUAAAAACAUCCCUGCGCUCAGUGACGGCCGCAUAAAGGUGGUGCACGAGAACACGCCAUGGUCCGGCGGGUUGGUUGCAAUGAACUCGUUCGGGUUCGGAGGUGCCAACGCGCACGUUAUCCUCGAGGGCGGGCGCGGGUGCCGCCCGCCGCCAGCCGAGUACCCAGCGCCGCGCCUCGUCCUGGCCUCGGGCCGCACCGACGAGGCCGUCGAACGGAUGCUCGAGUUGGCGGCCUCGCACCCGCGCGACGCUGAACUACAUGCUCUUAUAGACGCCGUGCACGCGCGAGCUAUUUCUGGGCACCCGCGCCGCGGGUACGCCGUGCUAGAUCCUGUAAUGUCGCGAGACCCUGUAAUGGAGGUGCUCGAGAGUGACAGUGAGCGCCCGAUCUGGUUCGUCUUCAGCGGCGUGGGCUCGCAGUGGUCCGGCGCGGGACGCGCGCUGCUGCGCCUCCCGGUGUUCGCGGCGAGCAUCGCGGGGUCUGCGGCGGCGCUUGCGGCAUACGACUUGGACCUCCACUACCUGCUCACGGAGGCGCCGGAGGCCGCCUUCGACGACGUCAUUAAUUGCUUCGUGUGCAUCACCGCAGUACAAGUAGCACUGGUGGAUAUGCUACGCGAGUUGCGCGUGCAUCCUGAUGGCAUCGUCGGCUCCUCGUGUGGGGAAAUAGGCUGCGCGUACGCGGACGGCACGUUGACGGCGGAGCAGGCGGUGCUGUGCGCGUACUGGCGCGGGCGCGCUGUGCGCGACGCGGCGCUGCCCGCGGGCGCCAUGGCCGCCGUCGGCGCGGCCUGGGACGCUGCCCGGCACCACUGCUCCGCUGACAUUCAAUGCGCUUGCUACAAUACUCCCCAAGAUAUCGUGAUAUCAGGCCCAUGUGCAUCGAUAGAGAAGGCCGUAGCGAGCCUGUCAGCAGCGGGCGUGUUCGCGCGCGAGUUGUCCCCUCGCGUGGCGUUCCACAGCUCGUACUGCGCGGCCGCCGCUCCGCUGCUGCUCGACCACCUGCUGCAGGUCAUCCCCGACCCGAAGCCGCGCAGCGCCCGCUGGCUGUCGACCUCAGUACCGCACCAUCAGUGGGGUUCAGAUCUGGAUCGGUUGAGCGACGCGGCAUACCAAGUGAAUAACUUGGUGUCGCCGGUGCGGCUGGCCGACGCGCUUGCGCGGGUGCCGGCGCGAGCGCUGGUGGUGGAGCUGGCGCCGCACGCGGUGCUGCAGGCGCCGCUGCGGCGCGCGCUGCCGGCAGCCGCGCACGUGCCGCUGCUGCGGCGCGGCGCGCCCGACCCCCUCCUGCACCUGCUCGCCGCCGUCGGCAAACUCUACGCUUUCGGCGCGCAACCACAGGUGUCGCGCCUGUAUCCGGCGGUUUCGUGGCCGGUGUCGCGCGGCACGCCAGCGCUGGCGCCACGCGUGCGCUGGGACCACUCCGCCGAGUGGCGCGUGGCCGACUUCAGCUCCGACCGCAGCGCCGGCGCCGGGACAGUCUUUCAGUACGACCUCGGCAAGUCCGAGAACGCGUUCAUCGCCGGGCACUGCAUCAACGGCAGAGUCCUUUUCCCUGCCACUGGAUACCUAGAAAUAGUGUGGCGAGCGGUAGCAAAGCUGAACAAUUUAGAGCUGGAGAAGACCUCAGUGGUGCUGGAGAACGUACAAUUCCGUCGCGCUACCAUCAUGGAGCCCAACGCGCCGUCGCGGUUUUUCGUCACGUUGCCAGACUCAGGAAGUUUUGAGAUUAACGAAGGCGGUGAAGUGGUGGUGACGGGCACGGUGCGGCUCACCAGCGACCCCGCCGCCGAGCGCCUGCCUUCUACUGCACUCGACGAGCCCGAUUAUAAGAUGGAACAACUGCUGCCUCUCGAAUCUGGAGAUAUUUACAAAGUGUUCCGCCUCCAAGGAUCCAACUACAAGGAUGUGUUUCGUGGAAUCAAGUUUGCAGACGCGCGCUUCACUCGCGGUCUGCUCGAAUGGUCUGACAACUGGAUCGCUUUUAUGGACACGAUGAUGCAGUUUUAUUACUUGAGCGAAGAUAGAAGUGGGAUGUACUUGCCGACACGUCUGCAGCGUGCGGUCAUCGACCCGGCGGCGCACCGAGCGGCGGUGACGGCGGCGUCUGGUGGUGCCGAUGCCGUGCCGAUCAGUUCGAGCCGUAGUGUUGGUGUCAUGGUAGCCGGCGGGAUUGAACUCCGAGGAGUGAAGUGGUCACUGGCGAUGCGCCGCAUCGACACCGCUUCGCCCAAGUUGGAGGAAUACGUGUUUAUCCCAUUGGUCGGAGCAUGCGUGGAGUUGGAAGCGCGGCAAGCGCUCACCGUCGCGCUGCAGCUGGUGGUGGAGAACUCCAGGUUGACAACGCUGAAGCUCUUCGAGCGCGCGCUGCGACGGCCCGCGGCAGAACUACUGUUGCCACACGCCAUCCUAGUACUAGCGGCGGAGCCGGGGGUUCGCGCAGACGCAGUGCUUUUGGCCGGCGUCGACGCACCGAUCUACGCCGACGCCGUGACUCCCCUCGGAAUCAAGGUAAGCAACGCAAGCCAGGAAAAGGACACGCCAGACGGUGGUGCUGGGAACAACUGGCAUGUGGCUUUGGGCACCGACGUGCUGGCACGCGGCGCGCCGGACGAACUGAGCGCCUUGUGCGGCCGCGCCGACUUCGUGCUGCUGCACGAGGCGGCGGGCGCGCUCGACGCCGACGGCGCGCAUGCGCAACUCAACGCAUGCGGACUCACACUAGUAUCGCGAGUGCACGCCGCGUCGCGUGAGUACGUGGUGCUGCGGCGCGUUCCGAAUGUCCCGGCGACGAAAAUCCUCAUAGAAGUGCACGAUGACGACUUCACCUGGGUAGAAAAUUUGAAGGUCGCCAUGAAGCGCGCCGAGAGCGAGGACUUGCGCGUGGUCGUGUGGUCGCGCGCGCCCGACUCCGGCGUGCUGGGGCUGGGCACGUGCUUGCGCCGCGAGCCCGGCGGCGCGCGCCUGCGCGUGUACCACGUGCCCGGCGCGCCGCACGCGUUCACCGCCGACGCGCCGGCGUACGACGCGCAGGUGCGGCGGGACCUGGCCUUCAACGUGCUGCGCUCCGGCGUCUGGGGCACCUACCGUCACCUGCCGCUCGAACACAUCGAGACACAACAGCCGGUGGAGCACGCGUACGUGAACGCUCUGACUCGAGGCGACCUGUCGUCGCUGCGGUGGAUCGAGAGCGACAUGCACCACGCGCUGCAGGCUCGCCCCGGCGCCAGUCUCUGCCGCGUCCACUGCGCGCCGCUCAACUUCCGCGACGUCAUGCUGGCCACCGGCAAGCUGCCGCCCGACGCGCUGCCAGGGCACCUCGCCGACCAGGAAUGUAUCCUCGGUUUAGAGUUCAGCGGGCUCUCGUCAACUGGUAACCGCGUGAUGGGCAUGGUGCCAGCCAAGGGUCUGGCGACCACGGUGCUAACCGAUGAAAGCUUUACUUGGGAGGUGCCAGCGCAGUGGUCGCUCGAGGAAGCGGCUACAGUACCCGUAGCGUACGCGACGGCAUACUACGCGCUGGUGGUGCGUGGCCGCAUGCAGCGCGGCGAGUCCGUACUGGUGCACGCGGGCGCGGGCGGCGUGGGCCAGGCCGCCAUCGCCGUGGCGCUGCACGCCGGCUGCACCGUCUACACCACCGUGGGCUCCACCGCCAAGCGCACCUUCCUCCGCGAGCGCUUCCCGCAACUACUGGACGCCAGUAUCGGCAACUCGCGCGACUGCUCGUUCGAGCAGCUCGUGCUGCGCAGCACCCGGGGCCGCGGCGUCGACCUCGUGCUCAACUCGCUCGCGGGCGAUAAGCUGCAAGCCUCCAUCCGGUGCCUCGCCGAAGGCGGCCGCUUUCUAGAGAUCGGUAAAGUGGACCUGAGCGCCGACACGGCGCUCGGCAUGGCCGUGCUGCUGAGGAACACGACGGUGCACGGCAUCCUGCUGGACGCGCUGCAGGGCCCGCGCGGCGACCGCGCCGAGAAGGCGGAGCUCGGCAAGUGCAUGGCCGAAGGUAUCGCCGCCGGAGUCGUGCGCCCGCUGCCAGUCACCAUUUUCGCCUAUAACCAGCUUGAGGAAGCCUUCCGCUACAUGUCGACGGGCAAGCACAUCGGCAAGGUCGUUAUUCGCGUGCGCGACGAACAGUCGGCGAACGAGAGGGCGAGGCUGCUGCUGCCGGCCGUGCCCCGCGUGUACAUGCAUCCCGGGAGGAGCUAUGUGUUCGUCGGCGGGCUGGGCGGCUUCGGUCUGGAGCUGUGCGAUUGGCUGGUGAGCCGAGGCGCGCGCACCGUCGUGCUCUCUUCGCGCAGUGGCGUGCGUACUGGCUACCAAUCCUGGUGCAUCCGCAGAUGGCGCUCGGCGGGCGUGGUAGUGCUGGUGUCGCAGGCGGACGCGGCGACGGCGGCGGGCGCGCGCGCGCUGCUGCGCGAGGCGGCGGCGGCGGCGCCGGUCGGCGGCAUCUUCAACCUCGCCGCCGUGCUGCGCGACGCCCUCCUCGAGAACCAGACGCCGGACACGUUUCGUGCCGUUGCAGAACCCAAAAUUAACGUGACACGCGAGCUGGACGCAGCUUCGCACGAGCUGGCGCCCGAGCUGAAGUACUUUGUGGUGUUCUCUUCGGUUGCUUGCGGUCGUGGCAACGUGGGCCAGAGCAACUACGGGCUCGCCAACAGCAGCAUGGAGCGGCUGGUGGAGCGGCGGCGCGCGGCCGGGCUGCCGGCGCUGGCGGUGCAGUGGGGCGCCGUCGGCGACGUGGGGCUCGCCGCCGACGCGUUUGGAGAAGACGCCGAGGUGGGCGGCACCGCGCCGCAGCGCAUCGCUUCAUGCCUGGCGACGCUGGAGACGCUGCUGCUCGCGCCGCGCGCCGCUGCCGUGCUGGGCUCGAUGGUGCUCGCCCCGGCCGGCGGCGGCGCCCGGGACAAGCCCACACAGGACCUCGUUCACGCCGUAGCCAAUAUCCUUGGCAUUAAGGACUUAAACAAAGUGUCCUCGACUGCGACCUUGUUGGAGUUAGGUCUGGACUCGCUGAUGGUCGCUGAAGUCAAGCAGUUGUUGGAGCGCAGUUACGGCACCGUGCUCGACGUGCAGGCGGUCCGCGCGCUCACGGUCGACGGGCUGCGCGGCCUGACCGGCGCGGGCGGCCCCUCCGCCGCCGCCGCCACCGCCGCGCCGACCGCCGACGCCGAGAUCGUACCCCGACACGUGCUGGUCAAACUGCCAUCGCUACCACCAGCGAAUUCUGAUCAUAAGCUGAUAUUCAUGGUACACCCGAUCGAGGGCGUAGCGGAGCAGCUGCGCGGCGUGGCGGCCCACGUGCGCGGCGCGGUGUUCGCCCUGCAGUGCACCAGGGCGGCGCCGCUGGCAGACAUGUCGGCCCUCGCGAGCUUCUACGUGGAACAAGUGCGCUCUGCGCAGCCGGAGCCGCCGUACACGCUCCUAGGCUACUCCUUCGGAGCCAGCGUAGCCUUCGAGAUGGCGCUGCAGCUGGAGCGCGGCGGCUGCGCGGCGCGGCUCGUGCUCGUCGACGGCUCGCCCGCCUACGUCGCCGAGACCAUCGCUAGUGCUGCUGAUAAACGCUUGCACACGGUGCAACUCGACGACGUCCACUUACUCGCCCAUUCGGGAAGAAUCCUUUUUGGUCUGGAUCUGACAAAGGUAGCGAGCGAGCUGGAGACACUCUCAAGUGCGACGGCGCGCCUGAGCCGUCUGCGCGAGAUGGCCGCUGCGGUCGGCGUGCGCGUGGAAAUGGAAGAGUUGCGCGACGCCGUGCAAGCGAUGUUACGUAGAGUCAUCAUCGCCCACGACUACCGGCCGGCCGCGCGUCUGCGGGGGCCCGUAACGUUGUUCAGAGCGCAGGAGAGCGACCACGAGUACGGGCUAGAAGCGGUGUGCGCGGGCGAGCUCCGCACGCGCCGGCUGCCCGCCACGCACCGCACCAUCGUCACCGGCAGCGCGGCGCGCGCUGUUGCCGACCACGUCUCCGAGUUACUCGAGCGACACUAACUCC